AUGUCAAGGGCACCAUCACCCUCCCUGCCUUUGCACAAUGACUCGUCAGCCACGUUGUCUUCGCGGACCCCUACGUCUUCGUCGAUAACAUCUACCUACUCCCUCCUCGAUGCUGAAGAGACAGCGAUUCGCUUGGACACAUCUUUGGCCUUGGGUCUUUCGCCCUCGGAGGCGGAGGCUCGGCUGAUCAAGAAUGGCCCGAAUGAGUUACCACACGAGGAACCAGAACCAUUAUGGCUACGAUUCCUCAAACAGUUUAAGGAGACCUUGAUUUUGCUUCUUCUUGCAUCGGCCGGUGUAUCUUUUGUGAUGGGCAACCUGGACGACGCUGUCAGCAUUACACUUGCAGUCACUAUUGUCGUAACAGUUGGCUUUGUUCAAGAGUAUAGAUCAGAAAAAUCGCUAGAAGCUUUGAGCCGCCUCGUUCCACAUUAUGCACAUAUUAGAAGAGGGGGAUCACGGUAUCAGCGUUCAUCAUCUUCAUAUAGCGCGCCAAGGAGCAGCUCGAUUGAAAUGGAACCUUUAACAAAUGGAUCUGCUUCUGGGCCGGACCAGACAUCUUUUACCGUGCUAGCAGCUCAGCUAGUUACUGGAGACCUGGUGUUGUUUUCUACUGGUGAUCGCAUACCCGCAGAUAUCCGAAUUACUCAUGCAGCGGACUUGACCAUUGAUGAAUCGAACCUUACGGGCGAAAAUGAGCCUGUGAUCAAGGUCGCAGCGAUUCUCGGGAAAGAUAAGCCUACUCGGUCGAAUUCGAACUCGCCCCCUCGAACGCCAAUGUUCGCUUCGCCUGCGGCAGGAACGGUUGGUGCGGAUGUGCGCCUCAACGAUCGACACAACAUCGCGUUCAUGGGUACACUCGUGCGCUCCGGUUAUGGAGAAGGUAUUGUAAUUGCUACAGGAUCCAAGACGGAAUUUGGGACCAUUUCACUCUCUUUGCAAGGCAUUGAAGCUCCGAGGACGCCACUCCAAUUGUCCAUGGACCAACUCGGGAAGCAGCUUAGCUACAUUUCCUUUGCUAUUAUUGGCGUAAUCGUGUUGCUCGGGCUGUUGCAAGGGAAGAAGCUUCUGGAUUUGUUCACCAUCGCGGUAUCACUCGCGGUUGCAGCCAUUCCCGAGGGCCUGCCCAUCAUCGUCACUGUCACAUUAGCCCUAGGAGUUCUACGCAUGGCAAAGCGUGGCGCUAUUGUUCGAAAGCUACCCAGUGUUGAAACUCUUGGUUCUGUGAACGUGGUCUGCAGUGACAAAACAGGGACGCUCACUUUGAAUCAUAUGACGGUUACGAAGAUGUGGCAUUUCGACGCCGGAAUGCCUUUCGAAGUCGACAAGGAGACUCUCAACUCGCCUGGUCCAGCCACCAGAGCCGUAUUCCGCGUCGGAAACAUUGCCAACAAUGCUAGACUGUCGAGCGCUAGCGCCAAUUCGCCUGCCACCGCUGCAUCUGCUGCAGUUCUGUCAUCAACCCAGGAUCAAUCGACAAGCAGCGCCAAAAGCCGAUGGGUUGGCCAACCGACGGAUGUGGCAGUUCUAGACCUGCUGGAUGCAUUUGGCGAGGACGAUGUCCGUGAACGUAUUGGUGCGCGCAUCGCCGAGACCCCUUUUAGCUCGGAGCGGAAAUGGAUGGGUGCGGUCAUUGGGAGUGCCGUAGGUGAUGCUGCGAGCGCAUCAAAUAGCGGCCCCGAGGUAGCAUACAUCAAAGGAGCUCUAGAGCAGGUACUGCAGAGAUGCGAUAGCUAUCUUACCAAAGAUGGACGUGAAAUCAUCCUGGACGAAGCGCGUCGGAAAGAAGCCAUGAGUGCUGCCAACUCGAUGGCUGACGAAGGCCUUCGAGUGAUUGGCUUUGCCAGCGGCACACGUCCGAAGCGAUCCGCCAUCUCCAGCCGCAGCAGCACUCCUCUCCUGACCGUGCAGAAUGCUCAAGGUCGUCCAGAAAAAGGUCAGGAAGACGAUACUCCAUAUUCAGGACUCGUGUUUGCUGGUAUGGUGGGCAUGAAGGAUCCUCCUCGGAAAGACGUGCACCGAUCGAUCAAACGGCUGAUGAGAGGUGGCGUCAAAGUUAUCAUGAUCACCGGUGACGCUGAGACCACGGCUGUUGCCAUUGCCAAAAAACUCGGAAUGCCCAUCAAUACCACUACACCGGGUGUAAGACCUGUGUUGCGAGGUGAUGAGCUUGACCGGAUGAGUGAGCGUGAGCUUGCCGAAGCCAUUGUGCAGACGUCGAUAUUUGCUCGUACAAGUCCUGAGCAUAAAAUGAAGAUCAUCAAUGCGCUGCAGUCUCGUGGAGAUGUUGUUGCCAUGACGGGCGACGGGGUUAAUGAUGCGCCGGCGCUGAAGAAAGCAGACAUUGGCAUUUCCAUGGGUCUGUUGGGUACCGACGUGGCCAAGGAGGCAGCAGACAUGAUUCUCACGGACGAUGACUUCUCCACCAUCCUUCGUGCCAUCGAACAGGGCAAAGGCAUUUUCUACAACAUACAGAACUUUAUCACCUUCCAGCUCAGCACCAGCGUCGCGGCGUUAUCAUUAGUACUUGUCAGCACGGCAUUUGGAUUCAAGAAUCCUCUAAACGCCAUGCAAAUCUUGUGGAUCAACAUCCUCAUGGACGGACCGCCCGCCCAAUCUCUCGGCGUCGAGCCCGUCGACCCACACAUCAUGCACCUACCACCGCGGCCCAAAUCCGCCAGCGUGCUGACCAAACCGCUCCUCCGCCGCGUGCUCACCUCGGCCAGCAUCAUCAUGCUCGGCACGCUCGCCGUCUACAUGCACGAAAUGGUCGACGAACCCUCUUUGCUCUCCUCGGCUCCGUCGUCCUCAACCUACACCUCCUCCCUCGGCUCCAUCCACCACCCCCACCACCACAACAACAACAAAUCCUCCCCAUCCCCAACAACACCAAGAACAACACCAACAACCGAAGAUGCGUGGGAGGAGCGGGGGUGGGGGUGCGGGUGGGUUGAGGGGCGUGGGCUAUUCGGAGAGCGUGUGAGGUGGUGGGUUCUGGGGGGCUAUACUGGAGGGGGUGGAGGUGGAGGUGGUGGAGGAGAAAGGAGGAGGGGAAGGGGCUAG
Endocarpon pusillum Z07020 is the source of this 3063-nucleotide messenger RNA. RefSeq lists its product as uncharacterized. Bases 1 to 3063 code for a protein of 1020 amino acids. Gene Ontology annotation, cellular component: plasma membrane; Golgi membrane; endoplasmic reticulum. The transcript is spliced from 3 exons. The record is from RefSeq and is a predicted model, not a curated record. Gene Ontology annotation, molecular function: ATP hydrolysis activity; P-type calcium transporter activity; ATP binding. NCBI's taxonomy places the organism in Eukaryota, Fungi, Ascomycota, Eurotiomycetes, Verrucariales, Verrucariaceae. Gene Ontology annotation, biological process: intracellular calcium ion homeostasis; manganese ion transport; calcium ion transmembrane transport.